UACAAAAGGUAACCAGCGAUCUUUUGCGAAUGUGAACCAAUUCAAGAUAAUUUAGGAAACAAUUUUGACACUUGGACUUUGAACAUUAAAUGAAUUGAUUCUGCCGGUGCAUAUAAUUUUCUUUCAAGUGAUAACUUUCCGUGAAAAGAUGGAGGGUAAUCAACAAUUCAACCUACGAUGGAAUAACCAUACGAACAAUAUUUUGCAGGUAUUCAUGGAACAUUUAUCGUCAGAACAAUUGGUUGAUGUAACUCUAUCUUGUCAAGGGCGAUUCGUAAAAGCACAUAGAAUGAUAUUGUCUGCGUGCAGUCCAUAUUUUCAGGAACUCUUCAAACACCAUACUGCAAAACAUCCUGUGGUAAUUUUGAAUGGUAUCAAGUGUGAAGAUCUUCAAAUGAUCAUUAAAUUUAUGUAUCAUGGUGAAAUCCGUGUACAAGAAACCGAAUUAGAUGACUUACUUGCUGCGGCUGAAACACUUCAAAUCAAAGGUCUUAGCAAUGUUCGAAAUAAAUAUGAGAAAGGUGAAAUACAAUCACAGAAUGUGAAGAAAAAUUCAGUGCCACCACAAGAGAAUAAUACCAGGAAAAAAGUUGCACCUCAAGUACUGGAUAACUCACGUAAAGCUACGAAGAGUACAGAAAAAAAUAAACUUCCACCAACUGAGCCACCUCGUGUUCGGAAACGGCGCAAGAUGUCACAUACUAUUAAUGAACUGGCUAAGGAAACAGUAUUCACUAGUAAUGGAGCAGUUUGUUUGAAUCCCCAAUCAGUAGGAAAUGAAACUGAUCCAGUGGUACCAAUGGUAGUAUACUUUUUUCAGAUCAAAGUUGAACCGCCCGAUAUAAAGGAUGUUUCUGAUGAGGAUGAAUCUCAUUCUCCAUCCUCUAGUGAGUUUCAGGUGAAAACAUUGAGGAUAAAAGGCAAAGGGAAACCAGCAGGUCAGAAGGCUGUUAUAAUACGAGAUAAGGCUCGAGUACCUGACAAAAUUCCUCGCCCACCUAACGCUUUUAUGAUUUUUGCUAAUGAAUGGAGACGAAAGAUGGCAUUCAAGUACCCUAAUGAAAGCAACAAAGAAAUAUCAGUAAGACUAGGUGUGAUGUGGAAAGGAUUGGAUUUUCAUGCAAAAAAUGCUUACUUUGCAUCAGCAAAGAAAGCAGACGAAGAUCAUAAACGAAAAUAUCCUGGCUAUUAUUACAGUCCUAAAGAAGCACGUCUUAGAAAGAACUUGAAACAAGAUUUAAUGUUAGCCCGAUGUCUGCCAACUAAUAUUCGGGACAUUGAUGCUGCACGUCUUGUCAAGGUUUUCAUAAAUGUGGAUGAGCACCAAGGAAAUAUGGCUCGCAUAUCACCGAAGAACAAAGAUAAUGAUGGAGAUCAUGAUCAAGAUGAAGAUGGAUGCAAGAAUGAAGACCAUGAUGGGGACGAGGACGAUCCUCUGCAGCCAGACAAAUUGGUUGAAAAAAUGCAACUGUCUGAUGAAGAUAAAGAUAACGUCUAUCUCUCCUCUAUAUCAACCCCAUAAGUUAUCUGUACUGUCAAAAUGUUUCUUCACUUUACUUGUGUAUUUUUAAAUCAAUCAGUGAUUGAUAAGUUUUAUUCUAAGAAGAUGGGAAAGUUUUUAACGCAGAAACCAAACAAGGAUACUAAUCGAGCAUGCUAUUCACAUGUUCAACAGUAUCUACACAGUUGAUGUAGAACCAUCCAAAUGAUGUAAAACGCAUUCGUAACGUACUCGAAAUAUUCGGUUGUAUCAGAAUUAUUUUAUUUACUUUCCAUAUCGCGUAAUAUCAUAAGAACAUAUUCUGGUGAUCAAUUUUUUAUAGUAAAGCUAACUUAUUGCUGAACAUUAAAUAAUCACCCGAUUGUAAGAACUACGAAUAAUUUCGUUUUUGCCUGAUGACGUAUUUUUAAUCGCUAUAUAUAAUAAAGUAGGAUAUUAUUAAACCACCAGUUAAGUUGGAUCGUUCUACAGGAAAGUAUAUGGCAAGAAAUGUACUUCCUAUAGAACAGUCCAAUUUAACCGUUGGUUCAAUAUACUCUACUUUACUACAUACCGCAUAUAAGGCUAAGGCGGCGAAACACAAAAUAAUGAAGUCAAGCAAUUAAAUUUCGGUGAUUUACCUUAAUAGUACUAAUGCGGUUGUAUUGUCCAAUCUGAUAUAUAAUUUCUGUUUAACUGAGAAAUGAAAAAAUUUAAUACACAUAAAAAUAUGUCAUGCAAAUACCCAGUAGCAGCAUGUGGCAAAUAUUAUUUCAUUGAAUUUGUUUCACUAGAAAUCUUAGUAUUUCUAAUUUUUGCAAACCAUAAAUAAUAUAUUAUGUUUAAAUAUAUUAUAAUUAACACGUUAUAGUGCAUUUUAAAUUAAUUGUAAGAUAUGCAAAAGCACAGUCUAAUUGAUCAAACAAAUAAAAAAGCAAAUAUAUCAUUUGAUUAUGUAGAUGUAACAUAUAUAAUAUAUACCUGGAGAUUGGACUUACAACUCAUGGCUUAAUACAUGGUUUUUAUAGUACACUCAUCCAGUUUGUAUUACAUUUCAAAUAAUACAGAAGUAGUCAUAAUAAACAUGAUCGUAAUUCCAAAUUUUUUAAUAAAGUAAAGUAGGCGGGAAUAAAAAUAAUACAAAUUAUUCUUGUAUCAUUUAAUAUAUUAGGUACAUCGAUUUUGGAACAUGUAAUAUCGUCGUACUAGGGUUUUGGUGGAAUCGAGAUCCUACGAAAAAUUUCACUUAGAGAUAAAUUAGUAGUACACCAUACGCGUUAAUAGAAUACAUAAUUCUAUACAUGUGAAUUUAUUUAUCGUUUAAUUAUUCUGAACGAUAAAUUCGAAUAAUUUCCUAUCAGUACUGUAGUAUUGUGACCUAUGACUGUGAUAACUCAAUUUUUUCAAUUAACAAUUAAUCGCAAGUUUCAUUGUUGACUUGUGCUCAGAAUGAAUACAACGUACACGUGAAAAUAUGCAAAGCCACUAUUUAAAAUAUUAUCAUAUUAAGUCAGCAAGUAGGUACCGCAAUAAAGCUUUGAAAAAUUCAUAAUGCAGGUAUCUCAUCUUUUCUUGAGCAUGAACUUGAAAAUCUUUCAAUAAUGGGCAACUUGUAAAGAUGUAUAUUAGGUAUUUCGUGGUCACAACCAAGCUAAAAUUAAAAAAUGUGAACUUAAGAAUUCUGUUACAAGAAAUAAAUUAGAUGAUUACGGUAGUACACAUUAAUCGAAAAUAAUACGAAAAUUACAUCACAAACAAAAACUUACGAAGCCGGUAUUUAAAAAUGUAAAAUUCAAAUUAAUCUGUUUGUUGACAAAUUACAAAUAAAAUUAUUGCUGAUAUUUACAACGUUAUAACUAAUAUAGUUUCGUCAGGAUUAGAAAAUACUGUUCAUAAUGUAUAAGUAUCUGAUUGUGAGAAUUAUGCCACGGAGCAAAAGACAAAAAUACUUGCUCCAUGGGCCGUCAAUUUUCACACUACAUAUAAAUACAAAAUUAUGACGUUCUAAAUAAUACCAAUUCUAUACCUAUUAUUAUUUUCGAGUAAAUAAAAUACUAGACAUUUUCACAUGUCAAAAAAAAAAAAAUUACAGAUUGCGUAUUCACAGCUUCAGGUUAUAUUAUACAUAUGUACCUGUAAUGUACGGUCAUGUCUAAGCACCAAUUGCGGUACCAGGGAAAUU
Molecule: messenger RNA, 3662 nt
Organism: Neodiprion fabricii
Lineage: Eukaryota; Metazoa; Arthropoda; Insecta; Hymenoptera; Diprionidae
Product: zinc finger and BTB domain-containing protein 24-like
Exons: 9
Coding region: 149-1522 (457 amino acids)
Biological process (GO): regulation of transcription by RNA polymerase II
Cellular component (GO): nucleus
Molecular function (GO): protein binding
Source: RefSeq, a predicted model, not a curated record